CAUGUGACCUACGCCGACCCGACAGGUGCCCCACGAUAUUAUGGACGAAUUAUUUUUCAUUUACAGAAAACCCCCUCAGUGUAUUUAGUCAACUGCUGAGAAAUAUUCGCAAAAUUAAUUUACUUUUUUUUUCUCUUCACAUCUCGCAGAAUCACGUUGUUAACGUGUACACAAACAUGGCGACGUUCCUGAAAGUUGUUGUGUUGGCAGUAACAUUGAAUUUUGUAAAUUCUGCCACGUAUAAAGAGGGCGAUGAGGUUUUAUUAUACGUGAAUAAAGUUGGACCAUAUUUCAAUCCUCAUGAAACGUAUCAUUAUUAUCAACUUCCAGUAUGUCGACCUAAACAAAUAGAACAUAAAAGUUUAACAUUAGGUGAAGUAUUGGAUGGUGAUAGAAUGGCCAAGUCUUUAUAUGAAAUCAAAUUUAAGAAAGAAGAAGACAAGAAAGUAUUGUGUAAGGUUCAUUAUUCUGAAAGUGACCUCUCAUUGCUGCGGAAUGCUAUAGAAGAUCUUUAUUACUUUGAGUUUGUUAUUGAUGAAAUUCCAAUCCGUGGUUUUAUUGGACAUUUAGAGGAAGGAGGAUUUUUACCUCACAGUCAUAAAAUCUAUCUAUGGGCACAUCUACAUUUUAACAUAGAAUAUAAUGGUGACCAUAUAAUUUAUGCAAAUGUAACAACUAAGGAAAUUAGUCCAGUGAGUAUAGACGCGGUACCAACACCGUUUGAAGUAGCUUUUACCUACAGUGUUAAAUGGUACCAAUCAAAUAUGAAGUUUGAAGAUAGAAGUAAACGACUUCGUGAUAACAGUUUCUUCCCUAAAACAUUGGAGAUUCACUGGUUAUCAAUUAUAAAUUCUAUGGUUCUAGUUUUCCUCUUGAUUGGUUUUGUUGUUAUUAUCAUGACUCGUGUAUUGAAGAGUGAUUUUGCUAGAUAUAAUUUAGAUGAUGAUGAAAAUGAUGAUUUAGAUCAGGAAGAUAAUGGCUGGAAGAUAAUACAUACAGAUGUAUUUAGAUUUCCACCUGGUAAAAAUGUCUUCUGUGCCAUAUUAGGUGUUGGAAGUCAGUUUUUAGCAUUAGCUACAGGAAUAUUAUUAAUGGCUAUGUUAGGAAUGUUUAAUGUACAUCGUCAUGGUGCUAUUAAUUCAGCUGGUAUCGUGCUCUACGCUUUUACUUCAUGUAUCAGUGGUUAUGUAGCAGCUAAUAUGUUUAAAAAGAUGGGAGGUGAUAACUGGGUAUGGAAUAUAAACCUUACAUCAUCAUUAUUUGCCUUACCAUUUUUCCUUGUUUGGGCUAUUGUUAAUUCUGUUGCUUGGGGUUACGGAACAACACAAGCAUUACCAUGGCAAACAGUGAUAUUAUUGAUGGCCUUGUGGGUAUUCGUGGGCUAUCCUCUAACUGUGAUAGGAGGAAUCUUUGGUAAGAAUUGGGCUGUGAGUUUUGAUGCUCCAUGUCGAACUAAAAAUAUUCAGCGUGAAAUUCCCAGUGUACCCUGGUAUAGAUCUGCAUUUGCUCAUUGUGUUGUUGGUGGUUUUCUGCCUUUUAGUGCCAUUUCUGUUGAGUUAUAUUACAUAUUUGCAACAUUAUGGGGUAGAGAACAAUAUACCUUAUUUGGUAUUUUAUUUAUUGUAUAUGGUAUACUGCUGAGUGUUACUGCCUGUAUCUCGGUGGCCUUGACCUAUUUUCAACUUUCUGCAGAAGAUUAUCGAUGGUGGUGGAGAUCCAUAUUUAGUGCUGGGUCAACAGGCAUGUUCGUCUUUCUCUACGCCUUAUUCUAUUAUUUUAAACGAUCAAAUAUGUCUGGAGCAUUGCAGUCUAUAGAAUUCUUCGGCUACACGUUUCUGACAUGUUAUGUGUUUUUCCUGAUGUUGGGUACGGUCUCUUUCUUUGCUUCAUUAAAAUUUGUUCGCUAUAUUUACGUUAACUUAAAGAUGGACUAAUUCCACAAAUUAUAUUUGUAUAUUCUGUUUUAUUAUUGUUAAGAUAUGCUUUGUUUUGUUUAUGUGUACACUACAUGUAUAAUAAUAAUACACAAAGCUAAAGACUUUUAAAAGUACCACAUUGUUUAAUAUCUGGACCACAAUUAUCAUGACACAAAAAUACAUGUAUAUUAGAAAUUACAUUCAUGUUUGAAUAUCAUAAUCUUUAACAUGGGAAAAUGAACAAUGGAUAUUCAAUGCAUUUACAAUUUUGUCUUUUCUCAUUAUAUUAUUUGACUUCCGUGUGAUCUUAAGGAAGCCAAGAUUAUUACUAUUACAAAAUCAUGCAAUAACCUGGUUAACACUUGAAAGUGAUAAAUGAGUUAUCUCCCUUUGACACAUACCUUGAAUGUGCAAACAGCAAAGACUGCUAACAACUUUGAAUCUAUGAUGACAGCCAAUCACUGUUGCCGAAAUGCUUAAUUACACCACGAUUCUACUAACACUACCUAUUUUUCGGGACAGUGAGAGAACUCAAUUCUAGCAAUUCUGGACUGACAAUCGAGCACCCUCAAAGUGUGUACAACUUUAUAUCAUGUAACAGAGGAGAUAACUCAACCAGAUUUAUAAAUUUUACAAACUGAAUGGUUGAGACUUAUUGAAGGGCUAUUAAUAAUAAUAUUAUAAGUUAUCUGAUUUUAAAAAAAGGGAAAGAAGCUGGUUACAAUAUCUGGACUGACAAUCGAGCACUCUCAAAGUGUGUACAACUUUGAAUCAUGUAACAGAGGAGAUAACUCAACUAGAUUUAUAAAUUUUACAAACUAAAUGGUUGAGACUUAUCGAAGGCCUAUUAAUAAUAAUAUUAUAAGUUAUUUGAUUAAAAAAAGGGAAAGAAGCUGGUUACAAUAUUUUAUAUUUAGCACUCACAAAGGAGUUUGCUGUCAUGAAUUGAUAAGGAAGCUUGUCCUGCCUUAUGUAAUGAAUGACUAUUUAUUAGUACCAAAAGGACCUGGCAAAUGUUAAACAUUAUUUCUAACAUCUCUUUCUAGCUUGUGUUUUGGUUGUUUUGUUUUUUUUUGUUAUUAAAUUGGGUUAAUUCUCUUUCAUUAUGUAUAUUUAAAUGUAUAUAGGUACUUCAUGUGGUGUAAAUUUUUAUAUUUCAUUCUUGUAUGUUUGAGAAAAUAUGUUCAAUAUUUUUGCUGAAAGAUUGUCAUUAUUAGCUUUGUUUAUGGGGGCCAUAAAAGUUGUCCUGAAUUGUUAAUUGAAUUUGUAAUUCUGUUUAUUUUUAAAAUCUAUUUACCUUGUUAGGUUGACAAAAUUCUGAGAAGAAAAAGAAAAUAUGUCAACACACAGAUAAAAUUAGAUUCAGUAUAUUAACCAAUAAAAAAAGUUAUAUGGUGACUAGCUUUUGUUGUUAUGGUUACAUUCAAACAUUUAGGUUUUCUAUUUGUUUACUAAUGUUAAUACUGUUUGAUAAACAAACUGUAUAUUUGUUAUCUUUGAUAUCCCCAGUGGUCUUAUUCCGUUCUACUCCACUAAACCCGGGGUUCAUCCAUGGGCAAGACACGUAUUCAGAUUAUCUGCCCUUGAUGAUUGUUCUAUUUUUAUCUGCCAAUACGCUUGAUAGCAUUACGACUUGCACUGCCUGUUUUGACUGACAUAAAAACAUCUUUCCCAUCGAAAAGAUGUUUUAGCACGUAUGUCACUUCUUAUAUACUAAAUUUAUUGCAGACUUUCUCAUAAUCGAGCGAACAAACCGCCAUAUUGUUGUGAAUGUAAACACUGAGGCUAAGACUGGUUUAUAAACUGUUUUUUGAUUGGCUCAUAGAAUCAAGCCACUAUUUAGGGCAGAUAAUUUGCAUACGUAAAUAUCCGUUGAUGAACCCAGGGUGGAGUGGAGUGGAACGGAAUGAGACCACUGGGGAUGCCGAGAAUGUAUAUUUGUGUACACACGAUAGACAUUUUAAAAUAGAAAAAGACAACUCUCUUACAUGGAGCAUUACCUUUGGUACAAGCAGGAAUGUGUUUUAUGUUUUGAAAAUUAGAGGUGAUUUUUUUUAUGGAACUAAACUUGAUUUUGUCUGUGUCUUAUUAUAUGUUUAAAUUCCUACUAUUGUCCCGUUUAACAUUUCUGUUCGACUAAGUUUUAUGUUUAUAAUCUGUUUAACCACAGGUUAUAUAUAUGGCAGAACAAUGGAGAACUAUAAUCUGUUCAUUAUGUUCAAGCCAGAAGGUUUUUCAUUUUCUCAAAUUGAGAAAAAUAUGCUUAACUGACAGAAAAGAAAUAUUUGUGAUAUUCAAAAUGAUUUCCAACAACUCUUUUAUUAGUAACUUUGUGUAAUAAAUGCACUGAUGAUGUGAUCACAUUUGUAGUUUUGGAUAUGUCAUAGGAAAGAGGGAAUUUUAGUACAUAUAACUAUUGGUAUAGUUCAUCAAUUGAUAUGCUUGGAAAUAUGUGACUAGAACAAAUGACUGGCUAAAAGCUUUAUAAAAUAGAAUGUUGCAAUGUAGUUGAUUUGGAUAAUUUUCUUUUAUUAUUAAUAAUCAUAAUUAUUAUACAAGUAUUAAUAUAGAAUAAUAAUAAUCUAUUUGCUUAGCAUUUAGAUUCCAGUAUCAAAAAUUUAGAAUCAGAAAAUUUAGUCCCUGCAGUGUUGAUUUUGUUAAUAAAUGGAAUGUGUUUUGUGGUCACAUAUUUUCCAACAACAUGUACUUAUUAUACAUAUGUAAAUAUUGUUAUUAUUAAUAUAAAAUUGUUAUAUGUAACAGGGGGCCAUUUGUAGUCAAAUAAACUAAGUUUAAAAUAAUGUUUAUUUUGUAAUAAGUACUAAUAGGGACAAGUUGAUAAGAUUUGUAGUCUGUCAAGGGUGAAUAUAUUCUGUGCUUUUUACAUUUGACAACUAUGAAGAUUGAUAAAUUCAGACAUACAUCUUUUCUAUAGAAUGGGAGCUGCAUCAAGUUAAAGCACUGGAUUAAGGCCAGUACAGAAAUCAAAAUGGUGCCAGUAUAGGUGAAAUCAUAUUACCAGAAUUAACAGUAUCUCACUCUGUUUAAUUAAAAAUGGUUCCCUUUUUAAAACCUAAUGGUCUGAUAUCAACAUUGUAUUAUGAUUUGUUUUUGUCUAAUGGAAGUGUGUCUACAAGACAUUAUAUCUAUCAAUCUUCAUCUUUGAAUUAAUUACUGUUUUAUCUUCAUUUUGUAUAUAUUUAACCAUAUCUUAUGUUAUUCUCAUAUCUUGUGUAUUUUGUUAAAUUUUAGAGAUAUAUAUUUAAAUAAAGUGAAGUUUAUGUUAACAGGGUCAAUGAAACAGACCUGGAGAGAAGUCGACCUAUUCUAAAAUCAAUUUCAACAAAUCCUGUUGUAUAGAUUUUUAAAAAAAUCCAACCAUGUUUUAAAAAACUCUAUAAUUCUGUCAUGUACAAGCUUUAAAAGUCAAACAUAAUCAUGAGAUAAUUAUAAGUAAAUUCUCCAAAUCAAUACUGUUUCUUCUUUUGCAUCAAUGCACAAAUCCAAGUUAGAAUUUUGUCUGGAGUAGUCCAGAUAACUAUGUGAAAAAAUAAAUCAGUAGGGUUCUUUCAUAUAUUCUAUUAUAGAUAAUCAAAUUCACUCUAGUACUCUCUAUCAUUAAUCUGACUAAAUGGUGAGAUUAGGAACUGUAGUCUGUAUAGUGUUCACAAGCAAAGUUGGAUGCCUGGCACAGCUGACGACAGUGCAAGUCCACAAUACAUGUUGGCGUAUUAAAAGGAAAUAUAUUUGAAAAUAACAGUCCCUUGAAAUGUGAUCAAAAAGGAAAUGAAAUAGAGAAAAAAUAUGUACUGUCUUAAAGAAUAUAAUUUAAUAUAAAGGUUUGGUUGUCUUGGGUUUUUAUUUUACCUGAAGACAGACAUGCACCUUUCCAAGCACUUCUAAAAAGUUUUAUCUACAUUAUUUAAUAUUACUAAAAAUAGAGAUUUACAUUCCUUAUUAUAGUAUACUGUGGAAUAUGGAUUUGAUAGAUUUAAAAAAUACAGGUCACAAUGCUGUUACAUAUAUUGAUCAUAUUAUUUAUGGCUGAUUAACCUAAAUAACUGUUGGGAAUGAAUGGCCUUUAAUAAUAGAUUAUUAUAUUGUUGCAUAUGUGACUUCAAAAUUGAAUAUUUAGUAAGACAUAACUGAGCUUAGAUGUUCAAGAGACUGUUAUUUGAAAAUUGGUGGGGUCGAAGACGUAAAUAAAAAUAUAAAAUACCAA
This is a messenger RNA of Patella vulgata (common limpet), 6138 nucleotides long. RefSeq names its product transmembrane 9 superfamily member 1. Gene Ontology annotation, biological process: protein localization to membrane. Bases 177 to 1934 code for a protein of 585 amino acids. Gene Ontology annotation, cellular component: membrane. The record is from RefSeq and is a predicted model, not a curated record. NCBI's taxonomy places the organism in Eukaryota, Metazoa, Mollusca, Gastropoda, Patellidae. The transcript has 15 exons.